Molecule: messenger RNA, 1773 nt
Organism: Drosophila rhopaloa
Lineage: Eukaryota; Metazoa; Arthropoda; Insecta; Diptera; Drosophilidae
Exons: 1
Coding region: 1-1773 (590 amino acids)
Source: RefSeq, a predicted model, not a curated record
AUGGCUUGGUUGGUCAUUCUACUCUUCUGUCUGGGACAGAUUGGAGCCCAGUUCCCGGAUAUCUCCGCUCGAAACAAACCCGAGCUUCAAGAAAGAUUGCUUAAGCUUUUUGUAAAAGUGCGCCAGGAAGAGUUCUUUGACACCCUGCUUGUCUAUGGCGAGGAUUGUGUUUUCCAUUUGAUAUCCAAGCUCUUGAAUGUCUCCACAGUGCUGGUUUCUUCUGGGAGCACCAGCUAUGAUUGGAACUUCAGCAGUCUAACCCUGAUACUUAGCUGUGAUCCCGAAGCAGAAAAAGAGGUCACCAAUCGUACUCUUAUGAAGCUGCAAAGAAACAGGCGACUGAUCUACCUUCAAGGAAACAUCCAACCAGAGUCCGUGUGUAAUAGCUAUUCGCAAAAGGAACAAUUUAAUGUGGCCAUGGUGGGACCGGACUUCGAUACCUCAAAAUAUAUAUACGCCUGUCGCUACUUUCCAGAUCCCAAGAUAGAACAAGUACAUUUAUCGGACAUGAAACCCAUUUAUAUUGAACACUUUCGAAAUAUGCACGGAGCACCUAUAAAGACAAUCACAGAUCUAUUAGCUCCUCGGUCAAUGCUAUAUAUAGAUGAAAAAUCUGGUGAAACUAAGUUGAAGGGCUAUGUGUCUAAUUUAAUAAACAAUUUUGUAGAGAAGGUAAAUGCCACCAUGAAAUUUGAGCUCCUAGAAAAAAAUAUUAGCAUAAGGAAUAUUUUAAAAAAAGUGCAAGCAGAUCAGAUUGACAUUGGCACUACAUUAGAGACGUGUAUACAUGAAACACCCCUUGAUACAGCCAGUUAUCCGUUGCUUUUGACUACCUACUGUCUAAUGGUUCAGGUUCCAGCCAAGCUGCCAUAUAAUAUGGUAUAUGCCAUGAUAGUGGAUCGCUUAGUCCUGGUCAUUAUCUUUGUGAUGUUUUGUAUGCUCUCCAUGCUCCUGGUUUAUAGUGAAAAUAUGUCAUGGCGAGCUUGGAAGCUUUCUAAUAUACUUCUAAAUGAUAUUACAAUGCGAGGGCUCUUGGGUCAAUCACAUCCGUUUCCUUUAAAUGCCAGCAAAUCCCUAAGGAUAAUCUUUGUGAUCUUGUGCUUCGCCAGCAUCAUGAUGACCACCAUGUAUGACGCCUACCUGCAAUCAUACUUCACAGAUCCCCCAUUCGGACCUCACAUUCACUCAUUCAAGGACUUUGGAAAAUUUAACCAAAAGAUUGCCAUCUCAACAAUUGAGGUAAUUGCGCUGACCAACACCAACAACACACCAUUUCGCGAAAUUCCCAAAGAUGACCUACGAAUCUUUGAGGAUUGGAGGGUUUACAUUCAACUACGUGACUCGUUCAACCUAAACUAUAGCUAUCUAGUUACGGGAGAUCGUUGGAGCUCAUUUGCGGAGCAGCAGAAAGCCUUCAAGGAGCCACUCUUCUACAUCGCGAAGGACCUCUGCUUUUCGCGACUACUCUUUUUGUCGAUUCCCCUGCGCAGACACCUGCCAUAUCGACAUCUCUUCGAGGAGCACAUGAUGCGGCAGCACGAGUUCGGAUUGGUGAACUACUGGAAGAGCCACAGUUUCUUCGACAUGGUCAAACUGGGCCUAGUACCUCUCGAAGACCUUAGUCAACCCAAAGCGUACGAUGACAGUCUGUUAAUGGAAGAUAUCUCGUCGAUACUAAAACUUUAUCUGGCAGCCAUUUCACUCAGCACUAUCUGUUUCUUGAUUGAAAUAGGUGCAGAUAAGUGGAGGCGCUGGCGUGAACUACGAAAUUAA